Osmerus eperlanus (European smelt) is the source of this 2369-nucleotide messenger RNA. RefSeq names its product akt interacting protein (gene aktip). The transcript has 10 exons. Bases 504 to 1391 code for a protein of 295 amino acids. Lineage: Eukaryota; Metazoa; Chordata; Actinopteri; Osmeriformes; Osmeridae. The record is from RefSeq and is a predicted model, not a curated record.
CCAGGAAAUAUUAUUUUAUAUUGAUCCUAGUUUAUAACCCUGAAAAGAGGCUUAACCAUAGACCUUUUAGUGCUUUAAAACAAGACUUGAAAAGUCAAAGAAUCAUACUCCAAUUGGAACCGUAGGCAACGCCCAUCAUCAUCAAGUUAGAUUGAAUCCUGGUGGUUCGGCAUUUGUUGUUCGUAAGAGAUUACUUGCUAGCCUAGCAAGCUACUAGCAAUCUUCGGUAGAUUCUAUCUAAACAGCUGACUGAUAUUCAAAGAAUGUUGGUGUCCCUGUAACCAUAUAUGUUGUUUCUGACAGUGUCUAUACCUAACUGAUUAAUCAUUUAUUAUCAAUUUGGGCUGCAGACAUCUAGUCUUAACAGCUCAUCAAAAAAAUAAGACCUGAUUUAAUUUCCUGGCCGCUGCGCUGUCAAAGAAGCAGAAACGCCAACGGAUGGCAGAGGCAACACUUGUCGUGGGCCCGACAUAGACGGACACCAAUUUGGACUUUGAUGAGUAAUGAACCUAAAUCCAUUUUGGAGCAUGUCUACCAAUCCCGGUCGUAAGAGAUCUGAUAGCGAGGAGCAGAGUGGUCAGGGCGAGCAGAGAGCCAGCCCCGCCCGGCCGCCCUUUGGAAAGAAGCAGCUGCCCUCCAUCCCGAAGAACGCGGUCCCCAUCACCAAGCCAGCCUCGCCUGCCGCCUCAGUCCAGGCAGCCAACGGCACACACGCCUCCUACGGCCCCUUCUACCUGGAGUACUCGCUGCUGGCCGAGUUCACGCUAGUGAUCAAGCAGAAACUCCCAGGAAUCUAUGUACAGCCAUCCUACAAAUCAGCACUGAUGUGGUUUGGGGUCAUAUUCAUCAGACAUGGCUUGUACCAGGACGGUGUCUUCAAAUUCACUGUGUACAUCCCAGACAACUACCCUGACGGGGAGUGUCCUAGAGUUGUCUUCGACAUCCCAGUGUUCCACCCCCUAGUGGACCCAGUGUCAGGAGAGCUCGACGUCAGCAGAGCCUUCAACAAGUGGAGACGCAAUCACAACCACAUCUGGCAAGUCCUGAUGUACGCACGCACAGUAUUCUACAAGAUCAGCACCCUGGAGCCACUUAACCCAGAGGCUGCUGUGCUGUAUGACAAAGAUGUGCAGCUGUUCAAAAGCAAGGUGGUAGACAGUGUGAAACUAUGCAACAGUCACCUCUUCGACCAGCCGAAGAUUGACGAUCCGUAUGCAAUAAGCUUCUCACCAUGGAACCCAGCUGUCCAUGACGACGCAAAGGAACGAAUGUUCACACACAAAAGACGGCCUGAAGAUCACCACAAGGGCCUGCAGGUGUCAGGAUUGUCCUGGGUGAAGCCAGGAACCACACAGCCCUUCAGCAAAGAUGACAACCCUCCCCUAAGCUGAGCAUGCAGUCCUGCCAAAGAGCCACUAGAGGGAGGCACAGAGCAGAAUACCAUGCCACAUAAUGCACCUCAGCUGAUCAUGCUAAUUGGCUCUCUGAACCAGUUGGAUGGACUCCAUUUUUAACUCAACACUUGCUCAGCUUUAAAAGCAUUGUAGGCAUCUGCUCCGAUGGCUUCAGAACUAAAGAGUAUCUGUAAAUGUAAAGCAACUACGACAACUGGAUGUCUAGUAACACUAUAGGCUGCAAUGCAAUCAAAGAGCUUUUUUAUUUCUUUAGAUCCUCGCACAUACAUUGGGGUUGGUUAUGAUACCCUUUCAAUGAUGGUUGAAUAAGAGCCAGAGAAUAAGAAUCUGCAUUGAUGAGAGUUGGGCUGUAAUGUAUGUUAGGACUGGUUAUUAAUGGGACAUUGGAAUGUUUUUGGAGUCCAGAGGUUGGGUGCAAAAGUUAUAAUUUCUUGUUUGACCACAUUUACGCGUUGUCAAAUUUAAUUAGACUCAAUUUUUAUGUUUUUACUUAUUUGAUUAUCUAAAUUUUUCUAUUUACUGUGUAAACUCUUGUCUUAAAUAGUUCAUAAUAUAUAUAUAUAUAUGUGAUGCAGAGCAGGAAUUUAAGGUUUUAAUUUAAUUAAGCUCUUGUACUUUACUCAUUUUAAUUAAUUUUGAAUAUCAUAAGCCUACCCUUAAUUAGUUUAUUGGUGUGAUCUGUAAAUAAUGGAUGCUGUGGAAAUUGCUGACCUCAAAAGGAAUAAUUUUCUUGCUGAAACUUGUCGGCUCUAUACGCUGUGAAUUCGGUAAACUUAUAGGUGUUUUUUUUACUUCACAUGCUGCCCUGUAGACUUUUGAACAUGUGUAGGCCUACUUAUUUCAACCCCCUAAAAUCGAACAAAGUCGUCAUCAGUUUCUAAACGGCAGUGCUGUAUUGGCAAUGCGUGUUUGAAGGCUUUUCUCUCUGAAGACGAAUAAACAGAUUUAUGCAUA